UUGGCUCCCGGAUCCAUGUGGCAGGAGGCGAUGAGGAGGAAGAGGUACCUCCUGGACCGGACAGGGGAGCCAGGAGGAACAGGAAGAGGGGACAGAGGAGGAGGAGGAGGUCAGGGAAGGCGGAACAAGUCCCCAGACUGGCUGUAUGAGUCGUAUUACUGUAUGAGCCAGCAGCACCCUCUCAUUGUGUUUCUACUGCUCAUAGUGAUGGGAGCCUGCCUGGCUCUGCUGGCUGUUUUCUUUGCUUCAGGACUGACCAUUGAAGACCACGUGGCCUUUGUAAUCACGGUGCCCACAGCACUAGCCAUCUUUCUGGCCAUAUUUGUGCUAGUUUGCAUCGAGUCCAUUUUCAAGAAGCUCCUGCGCAUCUUCUCGCUGGUCAUCUGGGCCUGCUUGGUUGCAAUGGGUUACCUUUUUAUGUUUUUUGGUGGGAUCAUCUGUCCAUGGGAUCAGGUGUCAUUCUUUCUGUUCAUUGUGUUUGUGGUUUACACCAUGUUGCCCUUCUCUAUGCGGGAUGCCAUCAUUGCCAGUGUCCUGACCUCCUCCUCUCACACCGUUGUGCUGAGUGUCUGCCUGUCCACUGCAGCCCAUCACAUCGAACCAGUUGUAUGGCAGAUUUUGGCCAAUAUUAUUAUUUUCAUCUGUGGCAACAUGGCGGGGGCAUACCACAAACAUCUGAUGGAGCUGGCACUGAAACAGACCUACCAGGACACAUGCAACUGCAUUAAAUCUCCCAUCAAACUUGAGUUUGAGAAGCGCCAACAGGAGCGUCUGCUGUUGUCCCUGCUGCCAGCUCACAUUGCUCGUGUGAUGAAGGCUGAGAUCAUCCAGAGACUGCAGGGUCCAAAUUUUGGCCAGAUUGAGAACACAAACAACUUUCACAACCUCUAUGUCCAAAGACACACCAAUGUCAGUAUACUGUAUGCUGAUAUAGUAGGAUUCACGCGACUGGCCAGUGACUGCUCACCUGGAGAGCUAGUGCACAUGCUGAAUGAGCUGUUUGGCAAAUUCGAUCAAAUUGCCAAGGAAAAUGAAUGUAUGCGAAUAAAAAUCCUUGGGGAUUGUUACUAUUGUGUGUCCGGUCUGCCCGAGUCAUUGCCCAACCAUGCUAAGAACUGUGUCAAGAUGGGCCUGGAUAUGUGCGAGGCCAUCAAGAAAGUACGAGAUGCCACCGGAGUAGACAUCAACAUGCGUGUUGGAGUGCAUUCUGGGAAUGUCCUGUGCGGCGUGAUUGGCCUUCAGAAAUGGCAAUAUGAUGUCUGGUCACAUGAUGUCACACUCGCCAAUCACAUGGAGGCAGGUGGUGUACCAGGGCGAGUCCACAUCACAUCUGUAACACUGGAUAACUUGGAUGGUGCCUAUAAGGUGGAGGAUGGGGAUGGACAAGAAAGAGACCCCUACCUGAAGGAGCAUGGAGUCACUACCUACCUAGUCAUCAAUCCAAAGGUGGAGCGUCGCAGCCCACAGUACCACUACCGGCCCAGACACACCAUAGAUGGGGCAAAAAUGAGGGCCUCAGUCAGAAUGACCCGGUACCUGGAGUCCUGGGGAGCUGCCAAGCCCUUUGCCAACUUGCACCACCGAGACAGCAUGACCAACGAGAAUGGAAAGAUCAACACAGCUGAUGUGCCAAUGGGGCAGUAUCACUUCCAGAGGAGAUCAGAGAGAACAAAGUCUCAGAAGAAACGGUUUGAAGAGGAACUUAAUGAAAGGAUGAUCCGGACAUUUGAUGGGAUAAAUUCUCAAAAACAGUGGCUGAAGUCCGAGGACAUUCAGAGAAUAUCAUUAUUCUUUCACAACAAAUCCUUAGAGAAGGAGUACAGGGCAACAACCUUGCCAGCCUUUAAAUAUUACAUCACCUGCGCCUGUCUGAUCUUUUUUUGCAUAUUCAUUGUGCAGAUUUUGGUCCUGCCAAAAACGGCAGUCUUGGGAAUAUCAUUUGGAAUGUCUUUCCUUGCUCUUUCACUGAUCCUUUUCAUAUGUUUCAUCGGACACUUCCUGCAUUGCCGCAAAAGCACCUCUACUUCUUGGAUGUGGCUGCUGAGGUCAUCAGGCAUCAUCGCCAACAAGCCGUGGCCCCGCAUCACUCUCACCAUGACGACUACGGCCUUGAUACUCGUCAUGGCAGUCUUCAACAUGUUCUUUUUGGAAGACAAUGUAUUGGUCCCAGUUCCUGUCCAUAAUGCAUCCAAUGAGACGCUGUUUUACCCUAAUGGGCAACCAAUCACAUUCAGUGACAAAAACAAUUUCUACCUGCCCUACUUCAUUUACAGUUGCAUUCUGGGUCUGAUAUCUUGCUCAGUGUUCCUGAGGAUAAACUAUGAACUGAAGAUGAUGAUUAUGCUGACAGCUGUGGUGGUUUACAACAUCAUUAUACUACAGACUCAUGCAUCCCUGCUGGAUGAAUACAGCAGAUUCCUUUACAAGACUGAAAUCCUCGACAGGCCAGGAGUUCUCAAAGACCUGAAGACAAUGGGCUCCAUCUCUCUCUUCAUCUUCUUUGUCACUCUGCUUGUGCUUGCCAGACAGAAUGAAUAUUACUGUAGGUUAGACUUCCUGUGGAAGAACAAGUUUAAGAGGGAGUGCGAGGAGAUCGAGACCAUGGAAAAUCUCAACCGGGUUCUGCUGGAGAACGUCCUGCCCGCUCACGUUGCCGAACACUUCCUGGCCCGUAACUGGAAGAAUGAGGUGAGGCGCUCGGUGGUUGUUAAUUUGGUGACGUCCCCUGUUCCUUGUGUCUUGCAGGAUCUGUACCACCAGUCCUAUGACCUGGUGUGCGUCAUGUUCGCCUCCAUCCCAGACUUUAAAGAGUUCUACACCGAGUCUGACGUUAACAAGGAGGGCUUAGAGUGCCUCCGGCUCCUCAACGAAAUCAUCGCUGAUUUUGAUGAGCUGCUUUCCAAGCCUAAGUUCAGUGGGGUGGAAAAGAUCAAGACCAUCGGCAGCACUUACAUGGCUGCCACUGGACUGAAUGCAUCACCUGGUCCAGAGUACACAAUACAGGAGCAUGACAGACAGUACAUGCAUAUAGGAACCAUGGUGGAGUUUGCCUUUGCCUUGGUGGGGAAGCUGGAUGUUAUCAACAAGCAUUCCUUCAAUGACUUCAGACUCAGAGUUGGUAUCAAUCAUGGGCCGGUGAUAGCCGGAGUAAUUGGAGCCCAGAAACCGCAGUAUGAUAUCUGGGGAAACACAGUGAAUGUAGCCAGCAGAAUGGAUAGCACCGGAGUCCUGGGGAAAAUACAGGUGACGGAGGAGACAAGUCGAGUCCUUCUGACCCUGGGCUACAUGUGCUCCUGCCGCGGCAUCAUCAAUGUCAAGGGCAAAGGGGAGCUCAAGACUUAUUUUGUACACACAGAGAUGAGCCGCUCACUGUCCCAGGGGAACGUAAUGCCUUGA
Molecule: messenger RNA, 3396 nt
Organism: Lampris incognitus (smalleye Pacific opah)
Lineage: Eukaryota; Metazoa; Chordata; Actinopteri; Lampriformes; Lampridae
Gene: adcy2a
Product: adenylate cyclase 2a
Exons: 26
Coding region: 16-3396 (1126 amino acids)
Biological process (GO): adenylate cyclase-inhibiting G protein-coupled receptor signaling pathway; intracellular signal transduction; adenylate cyclase-activating G protein-coupled receptor signaling pathway
Cellular component (GO): plasma membrane
Molecular function (GO): adenylate cyclase activity
Source: RefSeq, a predicted model, not a curated record